AUGGAGGCCGGGGAUCACAGCGGCGGCAACGGCAAGAGGGCGAGAGGGGAUGAGGAGGUGAAGCCGGAGGAAGGAGAACUGGUGAUGCAGGACGGAGACGAAGGCAGAAAUGCCUUGGCGGUGGUGGAGGCGCAGGCGCCCAUGGCGGAUCAGCCGCAGAUGGACCUCAGGAUGGACGUGGCUUUGCUCCACUGCCAGGCCUGCCUCCUUCCCCUCAAACCCCCCGUCUUCAAGUGCGAGGCCGCCGGGCACGUCGUGUGCUGCUACUGCCGGGCCGGCCACGGCGACAUCUGCAGCCGCGCCAACACCCACUGCGGCGAGCUGGACGCCGUCGUCGGCGCCGCCAAGGUGCCCUGCCCCUACAAGGUGUUCGGCUGCGAGCGCUACGUCGUGUACCACGAGAGCGCGGACCACCAGCGCGUGUGCCAGUGCGCGCCGUGCGCCUGCCCGGAGCCCGGCUGCGCGUACAUGGGCUCCCGCGGGAUGCUGCUCGACCACUUCGCCGCCGCCCACUCGCGCCUCGCCACCGCGCUCCGGUACGGCCGGUCCUGGAACCUCAGCUUUCCCCUCUCCCACCGCUGGCACGUCCUCGUCGGGGAGGAGGACAAGAGCGUGUUCCUCCUGCUCUUGGGCGCGCUGGGCGCCGCCACCGCCGUGUCGCUGGUCUGCGUCAGGGCGGAUGGCGCCCCGGUGCCACAGUUCUGGUGCAAGCUCUCCGUCGAGCGCCCGGGCGACGACAAGGACAAGCUGGUUCUCAUGGCCUCCACGGUGGGAACCAGCGCGCUCACCGGUGGCGCGCCGGCGCCAGGCAAGGGAAUGUUCUUGGCGGUGCCCCAGGAGCUGCUCUACGGCGACAUGCUCGCGCUCUGCAUCCGCAUUGAUCAGCUCCGACCUGCCGCCGCUGCUCCCAGUCCCAGCCCCAGGUCGACGACACCACAAGCAAGGAUACCCAGGAAGACUGUGUUCGUUUGA
Lolium rigidum is the source of this 972-nucleotide messenger RNA. Its product is annotated as putative E3 ubiquitin-protein ligase SINA-like 6. The record is from RefSeq and is a predicted model, not a curated record. Lineage: Eukaryota; Viridiplantae; Streptophyta; Magnoliopsida; Poales; Poaceae. The transcript is spliced from 2 exons. The coding region runs from base 1 to 972 and encodes 323 amino acids. Gene Ontology annotation, molecular function: zinc ion binding.